Molecule: messenger RNA, 1062 nt
Organism: Theobroma cacao (cacao)
Lineage: Eukaryota; Viridiplantae; Streptophyta; Magnoliopsida; Malvales; Malvaceae
Biological process (GO): mitochondrial proton-transporting ATP synthase complex assembly
Cellular component (GO): mitochondrial membrane
Source: RefSeq, a predicted model, not a curated record
UUCGAAAUGACAAAAACCCCUCUUUAGUGUUUCGGUCUCUGAAAUCUAAAUCGAAGGCAAAAGAUGGCGAGAGCUGCUCUCUUCCACUUGCUCAGAUCCCAAUCCAAGCAACUCAUUUCAAGAAACAUCCAUUCAGGUUAUCCUUGUAGGUUGGCAACAUGGUCCUACACCCAAUAUGCCAAGCCCAACAUCAACUCUGCAACGAGCAUUUUCACUGUCCAGAAAAGGUGGAGUUCUCAAGCUACAACAACUGAAAAUGACAACAAAAUCAGCAUUGGUCCUCGUAAAGGCAGGGAAGAGGAGGAAGAUGAGAAGGACAGAGGGGUUGUUUACAAUGGUCCAAUUUCAUCUACCAUCAAGAAAGUAAAGCUGCUUUCUCUUUCAACAUGCUGCCUCUCGGUAUCAUUGGGCCCUGUAAUAACGUUCAUGACUUCUCCAGAUAUGAAUGUUAUUCUGAAAGGUGCAGUGGCGUCCUCUGUGAUAUUCUUCAGUGCUACAACAACUGCUGUACUUCACUGGUUUGUAAGCCCUUACAUCCACAAGAUCAGGUGGCAGCCUGGUUCAGACAGCUUUGAGGUGGAGAUGAUGUCAUGGUUGGCAACUUAUAUUCCGCGAACUAUAAAGUUUGCUGAUAUCCGUCCACCAGAGACCAACAGGCCCUUUGUGACAUUUAAGGCCAAUGGGAAUUUCUACUUUGUUGAUGAAGAACACUGUCAUAACAAGGCAUUGUUGGCAAGACUGACACCCCAGAAGGCAACUCAUGAUUCUGCUCUUAAGAACUUAUGAUUGGAACAGUUGGGAGCUCGCAAAAGUUUCAAUUGUCAAGAUGAGCUGUAAUUUUGGAUUAUGAUAAAACCCUGAACAGAUUCAACCCUUUUCGGAGAAGCCUGUUGAUUACAGAAACACAAAAAGUUUGAUGUUUUUCAUUAGAAUUUCAGUUUAUUGCUGCUUGGUAGUUUUUGAUCCACAUGGUUUCCUUCAGAGUAAUAAAAAUUUUAUAUUUGCUUGCGAUUGUAAUACUGUAAUGACAUAAAUUUUGCCAAUGAAGCUAAAUUUGGAGUA